AUGUCCGACGACGAGCCCGACCUCGAACUCCUGGCCCUCCUCCGCCAGCGAUUCCAGGGGAAGCUCAACAUCGACGAUGAGCCCGAGACGGGCGUCCUCGAUGGCGCCGAGUUCGUCUACGACAACUCCAUCGAUGUCGCCAUCGACAUGAGGGCCACAAAGAGGGCCGCCGCCACCAUCUACGCCCAGAUGGAACAGAAGAAGUACUCCACCGCCACCUGGGCAGAGCAUGAGCUGCACCCAAAGACCAAGGAUGAGAGCACCGCCGCCUUCAUCUUCACCAUGGACCUGCUCAACUUUUGCUUCUGGUCCGAGAAGCCCGAGGACGAGAGGUACGCCGUCGAGUACCGCGGCAAGACCUGGACGGGCUACUGGAGCAUGGUCGCCUCGCUGCAGCGCGCCCUCGAGGAGGGCAUCCCCAUCACCAGCUCCGACUUUUGGCAGAGCGAGGACGAGUGUAACUUGGAGGUCCUUAGGCACGUCUUCCGCUCCAAGACGGAGGAGGAGAUGCCCCUUCUCGAGGAACGCCUGGCGUGCUUGCGUGAAGCCGGCACCGUCUUGUACGAGAGGUACAGUUGCAGCGUGACGAAACUCAUCCAGGCCGCCAACGGGUCAGCCGCAAGGCUCGUCAACCUGCUCGCCCGCAAUUUUGACUGUUUCCGCGAUGAGCAUAAGUUCGACGGCCGCCGGAAGCCAGUGAGGAUCCUCAAGAGAGCGCAGAUUCUUGUGGCCGACAUCUGGGCCUGUUUUGGCGGUGAGGGCAUCGGUGCCUUCAAGGACAUUGACAAGAUCACCAUGUUCGCCGACUACCGGGUCCCGCAGAUCCUCAGCACCAUGGGAUGUCUGUACUAUAGCCCUUCGCUGGCGACGGCUAUCACUGAUAAGCGAGUUAUUGAGAGCGGAUCGAGGUUGGAGUUGCAAUUGAGAGCGUGCAGUAUUUGGUGCGUUGAGCUCAUCAAGCGGGAGAUCCAGAGGGACCACCCCGGGACGAGCGUCAAUGCUAUUUUGAUCGAUUUCUUUUUGUAUGAUACCAUGAAGGAGCUGGAGGCCGCUGGCACAGAGACGGAAGGACAUCACCGAACGCGGAGUAUUUGGUACUAG
Messenger RNA from Colletotrichum phormii, 1101 nucleotides. RefSeq lists its product as uncharacterized. The transcript has 2 exons. Lineage: Eukaryota; Fungi; Ascomycota; Sordariomycetes; Glomerellales; Glomerellaceae. The record is from RefSeq and is a predicted model, not a curated record. Bases 1 to 1101 code for a protein of 366 amino acids.